GCUCCUUCACUAGACUUCCCUCAUGCUAUUAAACCAAUACUUUUAUCAUUAUUGUUCCUGACCCAAUUCCACAGCUAGCAGACACCCACCCACUCUGACUACUACUAGUACCCACCUAUACUUCCUAUGGCAUAUGACGGCUGUAAAAUAAUGCUGCCCACUUACGCAUUGGCUGUCGUUGCCGAAGUAACACUAACAUGCCCCUGGUUGGCUCAAAGACGAUAACUUUGUGGAAAUGCCGUCUGUCUCUGGAGUUUAUCAUCCUGGUCUCCUUGCUAAAGUGAGCAGACAUAUCCUUUUGGGGAGUCCUGGAUUGGACUUACAGCCUCAAGCUGGCAGUAAGGCGUCUAGUAUGUGGUGCCCCCUCGCAUCAUGAGAUACAGCAGCACAGGAGGCAAAAACAGUAAAACCCAGGGGUCCCCUGGCUCCAGCACCACCAAGACUCUAUCACCGCACCCCAAUACGAGGAACCGCAGCCAGUCACCUCUCUCUCAGGUCGCCUCUGCGGACAGCAUCACCAUUAGCCGGGAGCAUCGCGUAAAGUUUAGCACCAAAACUGCACAGUGCCCAGAGCACUGCGGCGCUGCCAGAAACAGCUGCGUAGAGAAGCUAAUGGAUGGAAAUGAGAAAGAUAGGGCAAAGAGGGCUUUACGUAACAAGUCUGAGAAAAAAAGGCGGGACCAGUUCAAUGUACUUAUCAAAGAGCUCAGCACCAUGUUACCCGGGAAUGCCCGCAAGAUGGAUAAAACCACCGUGCUGGAAAAAGUUAUUGGCUUCCUAAAAAAACACAAUGAAAUUACAGCUGAGACAGAGGGCAGAGAUAAUCAUCCGGACUGGAAGCCAUCAUUCCUCAGUAAUGAAGAGUUCACCCAACUGAUGCUGGAGGCACUUGAUGGCUUCAUUAUAGUGGUUACAACAGAUGGGAGUAUCAUCUAUGUUUCUGAUAGUAUCACACCAUUACUUGGGCAUUUACCGUCAGACAUCUUGGAUCAAAAUCUGUUGAAUUUUUUGCCAGAGCAAGAACAUUCCGACAUUUAUAAAAUUCUGUCUUCACAUAUGCUUGUAACAGAUUCUACUGCUCUUAACUAUUUGAAUGCUGAGAAUGACUUGGAAUUUUGCUGUCAUCUUUUAAGAGGAGCUCUAAAUCCCAAAGAAUUCCCAACAUAUGAAUAUAUAAAGUUUGUAGGAAAUUUUCGUUCCUGUAGCAUUGUACCUCUUUCUUCAUGUAAUGGUUUUGAAGGGGCUGUUUCAAGAACGUAUAGAGCACAGCUUGGUAAGCAGACGUGCUUCAUUGCUACAGUCCGACUUGCAACACCACAAUUCCUAAAGGAAAUGUGUACUGCUGAGGAAUUAUUUGAAGAAUUUACAUCAAGGCAUAGUCUAGAAUGGAAAUUUCUGUCUCUUGAUCACAGGGCUCCACCAAUCAUAGGAUACUUACCUUUUGAAGUUCUUGGUACUUCAGGAUAUGAUUACUAUCAUGUAGAUGACCUAGAGAUAUUAGCCAAAUGUCACGAACAUUUGAUGCAAUUUGGGAAAGGAAAGUCUUGCUGCUAUCGGUUUCUUACCAAAGGUCAACAGUGGAUUUGGCUUCAGACUCAUUAUUAUAUAACUUACCAUCAGUGGAAUUCCAAGCCUGAGUUUAUUGUAUGCACACACUUUGUUGUGAGUUAUGCAGAUGUUCGAGUGGAAAGGAGACAAAAGAUAAAUAAGGAUAAUACCUCAUCAGAAGCCAUUGUCACAUCCGCACUAAAGGACCGAGACCUAAGUGUGGACAGUGAAAAGCAGUUUGACAUGCUUGAAGUUAGUGCCUCACAACUCAGUCGCAGUUGUUCCCCUUCAGUUUCCACAGGAAGCUCACAUAAAACUUCUGAACCGGCAUCAGCAACACCUUCAAAGCAGACGACAGACGUUAAGUCAUUUGAAAGAGUUCCUAGCGUGCAUCAAGACUUGCCACUUCAAAGAAUGAAUCAGCCCACCACAGUCCAGGCUGCAGUAUCAGCUCAGCAAUGUGAUGUCCAGCAACAGUUGGUACAGCAAACCACACAGCAGAGAGAGCAGGUUCCUGUUUCCCAGUUUUCUGCACACGGCAUGUUCCAAACUAUCAAAAACCAACUUGAACAGAGAAGCCUGAAUAUCCAGGCCAACAUACGAUGGCAGCAGGAAGAGCUACAAAAGAUCCAGGAGCAGCUCAGUAUGGUUCAGGACCCUAAUUUACAGGUCUAUUACCAGCCUCAGAUUGUUUCUGUGAGCCUUAGCAAUGUACAACAGAGUGACCCCCAGCAACAACAAACACCCCUGGGGUCCAGCUGUAUACCUCAGCAACAACAAAUAGUAUCUACUUCUUCAGCUUCAGGACAGAUGCUAACCUCUCAAAUUGCAAACCAGCACCUGAUACCACCUGCUUCAGUGAUGAGGGAUAGCAAUGCCAUGUCCUGCAAGGGACAGAAACCACUAAGAAGCAUAACAGGAAUAUCGAGCAGUGGCCACUCAGCCGAUGUAAUCCCUACCUCUCAACUCAACACUCCCACAGCAUUGUCACAGAAUAUAAUUACAGCACCCUCUGCUGGUGUACAGCUGAAAGACCCUCAGCAUCAUGGAGUUCCAGAUUUCAGUCACGACAGACAGCUGAGGCUCCUCCUCAGUCAACCUAUCCAACCAAUGAUGCCAAGCUCGUGUAGUUCAAGAAGCUCAUCAGAUAAUGGACAUCAGUCAAACAGAUAUUUACAAAGCCCACAAAUAUUACAAAAUUUGGAGGUGCAGACUUCAGUCAACAAUGGCCCUAUAGUGCUAAUGGGUCAAGCGAUCAUACACCCUGGGUUUACAGCACCGCAUUCUACCCAACAACAGAAUAUCUCACCUAUGCAAGUUCAGCAGCCACAACAGCAGUUUGUUCAGGUGGCAGCAUCAAGCACUUUACACAAAGAUCAGUCCGGCACUUUGAUUCUGCCUACUUACUCCCAGCAUCAACGGUCUUUGGGAUUACAACAGCAAAUGACCCCAAGAAGAACUAAUAGUCUCUCUGAGACGUAACAAGUCAAAAUACAGGUGGCAAGCCUGAAGUUUAAUAUUUUACUGUAAAGUAGUGCUACAUCGCCAGGAAGAUAUUGGGUUCAUUCUGUAAAGUGCUAAUGGGAGAGAUGGUUCUGGACCUAUGUAGACAACAUUUUGCAGAAAGAAAUGCUUGUUCUUGUGAUGCCCUUCAAGACAAAUAUUUCUUCUGUGUCAAGCUCUGAUAUCAAAGUUCAAUGUCCCGUGAUAUUAUGAUUUGCAGAACCUAGAAGCACUUUGAAGAAGGACUGAAAACAUGUACAGUCUGUCUGACCAAAGAAAGAAGGUGGUACAGAAAACUCACAGCCCACGAUUUCAAAAUUUGUUCUCGCUGGAGUGUUCGUACACGUGUUUUUGCCUCAUACCAACAGCUAAAGGUGCAUUGACCCGUUGGUUUGUCUACUGGUGUAUAUUUUAUGUGGAGCCGUCAUUUUUGAAACACUAGCGCAUCUCAUACAUUUCCAAAUAAGUAGUUACAAAUGAUGUGUUUCUAAAUGUUACGUCUUCUUAUAAACAAAUGAGAAGCAGAUGCUUAAAGAGGUAUUUUUGUUUACCUACCUACCUCUGGAGACCCGCUGGUCCUGCUGCAGCCCCUAUUCGACUCCUUUAUGCCCCCCCACUGAGAUAAGAGCUUGAAGCAGGACCUGCCCUUUUGGGACACCGCUGUGGCCAGUGAUUGGCUGAGCCUGCAGGUCCUGCUCGGAGCUCCCGUCUAGGAAGCAGAGAGAAGAGACGAGUGCUGGGUUGACUGAAAGCAGAGGACUAGGGUAGGCAAGUAUAGUUUUUUUUCUCUAUUUUUUUACAGUACCAGCAACAUGUUAUUAUUUUAUUGUUUUUUAUGAUGCAAUACAUAAUAACAUGUGAAAAUUGGUAACACAUUGUUUGCCUGUUUAGCAGACAAUUAUAAUUAUCAUUAUGAUUAUUAAUAUUAAUACUACUACUAAUAUUAUUAGAAGUUGAUGAAAACAUAAACUAGAUAAAAUAUUACAUGAUAUGUAGUCUGAGUUCUGUCUUUAUAUGUGUGGUCACAUGGUCACUAAGCUGUUCUUUCAAUAUUACAUUAGGGAUCUGAAAUUCAGGUAUGAUAAAAAAGCUUUAGGUUAUGUUCACAGUCUUUUUUUCCCCCCAGCAUAUUACAUUUUUAAAAAAUUCAACCAAAAAAUCUUGUCUGCAUUUUUGACAUUGUUCUGCUCCAUGUAAGUCUAUGGGAAAUAAGUUGUCUGUGCAAAUAAUAUGUAAGAAAUUGUUGUAUUUUUACAUCAGCAUAAAUAAGAGACAUUUCAACUUUACCAAGCUGUAACAAUGCGUCUGUAUUUCUUACAUAUUGUUUGCACAAACUAUUUUUCAGAGGCCUUUUUAAAAAUUAAAGAAGCAAUCUGAUUGGUUGAUAUGAGCAAUUGUGCCACUUUUGCUCUGCACUGGUUUUGAUAAAUCUUCCCUAUUGUGUUCACAGACAUCCACUUUCUCAUAGAAUUAAGUAGAGCACAAUCAUGCCAAAAAUGCCGAUGCAAUUUGUCCGCAAUUUUUGGAGACGCAUUUUUUUUUAGCUACAAUCCCUAGACCCAUAAUAAACUGCCAAACCCAGCUGUCCAUUGUUAUUGUGUCCAAAUAUAAUUUACCAAGGUGCUAUAAAGUGGAAAUUCUAUGUUACUUAUUUGCAAUGACCAUUUUUACCAAGUUUUGUACACUAUACAUUUUAUUCAGUCACAAUGAUUUAGUACCAAUAUUAUUACAGCUUGAGCAGUUUUAUUCCUUAGAGCCAUCUCAUCGAUACACCAAUUCCAUAAAGGUUACACAUUUUCCUAGACAGAUCAGAUACUUUUCAUCUGCAGUCUAUAAAAUGUUCUUGCGAUCAGUCAGAUCUUGUCCACGAUUUUUUCAUUACUUUGUCGCCAGAUGUUGAUUUAUUAUGUUAAUUUGGCUCCAUCUGAUGGUAGAAUGUGUAGAUACACGGCGUAUCAAUAGACCAUUGUACAAGGAAAUAUUUUACAAUAAGGCGCUAUAAAUGUAGCAAUUUGACUUCCUUGUGAUACAUUAUAUUUUUUCCUUACACAUAUGAUUGAUUUUUAUUUCUGUGGUUACUCUUUUUGUUUACUGAAGCAGGCCUUUAAAGGAGUAGUCCAGUGGUG
This is a messenger RNA of Hyla sarda, 5177 nucleotides long. It is a transcript of the gene NPAS2, whose product is annotated as neuronal PAS domain protein 2. The transcript is spliced from 21 exons. Gene Ontology annotation, biological process: circadian regulation of gene expression; regulation of transcription by RNA polymerase II. Gene Ontology annotation, cellular component: nucleus; cytoplasm; CLOCK-BMAL transcription complex. Gene Ontology annotation, molecular function: DNA-binding transcription factor activity, RNA polymerase II-specific; RNA polymerase II cis-regulatory region sequence-specific DNA binding; protein dimerization activity. The record is from RefSeq and is a predicted model, not a curated record. The coding region runs from base 373 to 3030 and encodes 885 amino acids. Lineage: Eukaryota; Metazoa; Chordata; Amphibia; Anura; Hylidae.